CCAUAAUCUAAUAAUCUAUUUUAUCCAAAUUCACCAAUGCAAAAGGAAGAGUCACAUUAUCCAAAAUGAAACCGGAAGUUCCACUACUAUUGGGGUCGUUUGGUUUUGUUGAUAGUUAAACAGAUGCAUUGUUAUCAAUGCAAGCAUAAUAAUAUACAUGCAUAUAAGAAAAUUGAUGUAUUGAGUUUACAUCGUUUGGUUUCUCUGAUAGUUAUUCUAGUAUUUAAAUAAGAUACUAAUAAAAUGUCACUUUUACCCUUUGCUUUCAAUAUGGAAAAGCAAAACACAUCAAAAGGUAGGGAUAUAGUUGGAAGAAGAAAACACCAACAAUCUCACAAAAAACUUGAGAUAUUACUAUCACUAAUUUUGAGUAAUAGUUUUCAUCAUAUCAAGCAAACAAUGCAUGUAUAGUUUGUACAGAAAAUUCAAAAAAACAAUACAAUGUGUACAAUGCAUGCAUUGUAAUUAUCUCAAGCAAACAAUUACCAAAACCAAACGAACCCAUAAACCUUGGGCCCGAUCCAUCAACUUGGCAAGCCCAAACUGAAAAUUACAAGCCUGAAAGAAAACGACGACGUUUCAUUAUCAGAGUUUCGGACAUCUCUUCCGCUCCAGUCUAAUCUCCGUCGCCGAAAACCGCUAGUCCAUCCGCCGCCGCCGCUGCUCUUCUCCUUCUCCCUCCAACAUUCCCCAACCGUAACUUCCCCCCUACAGUUCACGCGGUUGAUAGUUGGCCUUCCAGCACAAAACCUUGAGCUUCUUCCCUUCAUCCUCGAAACCAAUUAUUUUCAACUGAGCUCCGAAACUCAUACUGAACUGUGGCAGGGGAGAGACCGUGAAGGAAGCGAGAAUGAGCUCAGCAGGCAUUCCAAAGGAAGCAAUCGAAGUGAUUGCACAGACCGUAGGAAUUACGAAUCUCUCCCCUGAGGUUUCGCUUGCGCUUGCUCCUGAUGUCGAGUACCGGCUCCGUGAAAUUAUGCAGGAAGCAAUCAAGUGCAUGCGCCACGCUAGGAGAACCACUUUGACCGGCGACGAUGUAGAUAGCGCUCUUACCUUGAGAAAUGUCGAGCCUGUAUAUGGGUUUACCUCCAAGGACUCUCUGCGAUUCAAGAGAGCUGGUGGGUUUAAGGAUCUUUACUACGUUGAUGACAAGGUUGUGGAGUUUAAAGAUGUCAUGGAAUCGCCUUUACCGAAGCCUCCUCUGCAUACUGCAGUUACUGCUCACUGGCUAGCGAUUGAAGGAGUUCAACCCGCAAUUCCUGAGAAUCCUCCAGUUGAAGUCCUAACAGCAACUGCUGAUGUGAAAAGGUCAGAGUAUAAGGAAGAUGGUCUUCCUGUUGAUAUUAGAUUACCCGUCAAGCAUGUGCUAUCAAGAGAACUUCAGCUAUACUUUGAAAAGAUCAAGGUCCUAACCAUGAGGAGGCCUGACUCGGUCAUAUUCAAGCAAGCAUUACUGAGCUUGGCAACAGACUCAGGACUGCAUGCUUUAGUGCCUUAUUUCACACACUUUAUUGCCGAUGAGGUUGCGAGGAAUUUAAAUAACUUCUCUCUUUUGUUUGCACUGAUGCGCGUUACCCGAAGUCUGACCCAGAACUCCCACAUUCAUAUAGAACCUUAUCUACACCAACUCCUGCCAUCUAUUCUUACCUGCUUGGUUGCCAGAAGAUUGGGACACAGAUUAACAGACAAUCACUGGGAGUUAAGGAAUUUCACAGCCAAUCUUAUUGGUUCAAUAUGCAAAACAUUUGGGCAUCUUUAUCACAAUCUCCAACCACGUAUCACAAGGACCCUGGUUCAUGCAUUCCUCGACCCAACAAAGUCCUUGACUCAACAUUAUGGUGCAAUACAAGGACUAGCAGCUCUUGGACCCAGUGUGGUUCGACUGCUUAUACUACCAAACCUAGAGCCAUAUUUGUUGCUUAUUGAACCUGACAUGCAACUUGAGAAGCAAAAGAAUGAGGUGAAGAGGUAUGAAGCUUGGCGUGUAUAUGGUGCAUUGAUGCGUGCAGCGGGUUUGUGCUUGCAUGAUCGUCUUAAGAUCCUGCCCGGUUUACUGACUCCGCCAGCUCGACCAAUCUUGAAGAGCAAUGGCAAGAUCGUGACAGGAAUGGCAAACAAACGCAAGGCAAGCAGUGACAGCUUGAUGCAGCAGCAACCACCACUCAAGAAAAUGACCACUGAGGCUGGUGCAGUGGGGAUGAUGUCAAUGAAUCCCAUGCAAGGCGGCAGAUUCCCCCCAUCGCUAGUGGCCUCAGGGAUGAUGGGCGGUGUAACGUCAAUUUCUCGACAGUUACCGGGUCUGGGUGAGAAUAUGGCAGGAGCCGUGAGGGAUGCUGGAGCAAAAACAUCAUCCCUCGUCCUUGCUCAAGCUUGGAAGGAUGAUAUGAGUGCCGGCAAUUUGCUGGCUUCACUCUUUGAGCUCUUUGGUGAAAGAAUGUUCUCUUUUACCCCCAAACCUGAGUUGUCCUUUUUCUUGUGAUUCUUUAGCGGAAUUUUUAUGUAAAUUAAUCGUCGUCUGAAACAGAAUGACCAAUAUACAAUGUCACAGGUGUAGUGGAAAUGUGUAAUAGAAAUUUUGAAUUGAAGAUCAGAAGUCAAUAAUUGUGUUGAGUGCAGUAUACAAGCCCUAUAAAGCUAAUGAUUUCAG
Messenger RNA from Linum trigynum, 2647 nucleotides. The record is from the annotation of a GenBank genome assembly. Lineage: Eukaryota; Viridiplantae; Streptophyta; Magnoliopsida; Malpighiales; Linaceae.